Messenger RNA from Ambispora gerdemannii, 558 nucleotides. The record is from the annotation of a GenBank genome assembly. Lineage: Eukaryota; Fungi; Glomeromycota; Glomeromycetes; Archaeosporales; Ambisporaceae.
AUGAUAAAAUUUGAUCUCCUAUGUAUUUCCAUCCUUGCGUGUUUGAUUGCGGUAGCGCACACUCAAAGCGACGACUGCCAAUUGUGCAUAAAUGCGUGCAAUUCGGUAUUGUCCUGCACCGGCACUACUGAUAUUUAUCAAUUCCUAUCUCUAUCACAAACAGAAGCCGCACCGUGUGCAUGUUCUCAGAAUUUCAUUAAUGGGUAUGCAAGAUGUCCUUAUUGCUCAACUUAUGCCAAUAUUGUCUUAACAUCCAAUGUCGUUUCUUUCGUUUCUACAUGUAAACGAUACGGUUACCCCGUGACGAGUCCUAACAGCACUAAAAACAAUGGCAGCAGUUCGGUUAGCAGCACUAGCACCAAUGGCAGCAGUUCGGGUAACAGCACUAACGCUGAUGGCAGCAGUUCGGGUAGCAGCCAAAACUCAUCAUCAACUGGUGGUAUAAGCAAAGGUGCUAUCGUUGGCUUAGCUAGCGGUGGUUCUGCUAUCUUAGGCUUUGCUGCCGCUGCAUUGGGCGUUUAUUACAAGUGGUUGAAGGUCAAACAAAUAAAAAAAUGA